AUUUGUUUUCAGAACUCGAGCAUCAUUUUGUGUUUAACUUUUGCAUCAUAUCACCUAUAUAUCCAAACGUACAUACAUAGAAUAACAACCAUGAAGCAGGAUUCGUUCGUGGUGCGUAGGAGGAAUCCGGAGCUGGUAGCACCGGCGCGAGCGACGCCGAGAGAUACCAAGCCGCUGUCCGACCUAGACAACGACUGGUUUCUGCGCUACAUCCAGCCAUGCCUCGAGUUCUUCCGUGCGGUCGAUGAUGACGACGGCCACCACCAUCACCGCCGCCGCCCGGCGGACGCCAUCAAGGCGGCCCUCGCCGAGGCCCUCGUGUACUACUACCCGAUGGCCGGACGCCUGCGAGAACUGCCCAACGGGAAGCUCUCCGUGGAGUGCACCGGCGAAGGGGUGGUGUUCGUGGAGGCGGAGGCGGACGUUCGGAUCGAGGACAUGGGCGAGCCGCCGAUGCCGCUUUUCCGUGGAUCUGAUGAGUUCCUUUGCGAUGUUGGAGAUGCCAAAGUCAUCGUUGGGAGGCCAUUGUUCUUCAUGCAGAUCACUCAACUCAAAUGCGGUGGAUUUGUCCUUGGAACCUACCAUUGUCAUUGCAUAGCUGAUGGAUCCGGCAUAUUUCAGUUAUUAAAAGCAAUAUUUGAUAUAGCACGUGGUGAGGCAAAGCCAACGGUACUGCCUGUUUGGGACAGGGAGCUCUUUGUGGCAACAAGUUUAUCACCCCACAUCAUUGAAGAACACCAAACAUUAUUUGAUGAACUGGAGAGCGCCACUUGUGAUGACAUUAUGGUGACUAUGCCCACCGAAAAUAUGGUUUCUGAAUACUUCACCAUCUCUGAAAAACAGAUGUCGUACCUAUGGCGUAAUGUCCCUUUGAAUCUCACAAAAACAAUCACAAGUUUUGAGUUACUAACUGCAGUUUUGUGGCGGUGCCGCACCGUGGCACUAGGCUAUAAGCCUUGGCAAAAUGUACUCUUAAAGAUAAUCAUAAAUGCGCGGGGGAGAUGGAGAAAACUUCCUUUGGGAUACUAUGGCAAUGGGCUAAUGUACCCUAUAGUUGAGACAACAGUCAAAGAGUUGUGCACAAACCCACUUGAACACACAAUUGAACUUGUCCGCAAGGCUAAACACAAGAUAAGGACAGAAGAGAAUAUGCAAUUGAUGGUGGAUGUGAUGCCAUUAUGGUAUGAGAAACCGUAUAUCAAAGUACAGAGAAUAUUUGAAACAUGCGAUAUAAAAUGGAUUGGGCAGGACACUUUAGAUAUUGGAUGUGCUAAGCGAAUUGGGGGCGGUAUACCAACUGUUAAUCUACCAGAUACGACAAGUUACCAAUUCAGGUUCAAGAAUGAAAAAAAUGAGAAGUCAAUCGUCAUCUCCAUGUUGUUGCCACGGCCUGCAAUGGAUAUAUUCAAAGAGGAGAUGGCUGCUUGGUUAAAUGAAUACUCCAUCCGUCCCAAAAUGUAAGACGCAUAAGUUUAUUUGACAGCCUAUAAAAUUGACAUCAUAUGAGAAUACUUCCAAAUACAAAUAUAAUGAUGUCAUAUGAAUAUCAAUAAACAUAUAUAUUGUUUGUGUAAUUAUUA
Messenger RNA from Oryza sativa Japonica Group (Japanese rice), 1580 nucleotides. Its product is annotated as spermidine hydroxycinnamoyltransferase 2-like. Lineage: Eukaryota; Viridiplantae; Streptophyta; Magnoliopsida; Poales; Poaceae. The record is from RefSeq and is a predicted model, not a curated record.